This is a messenger RNA of Caenorhabditis bovis, 741 nucleotides long. NCBI's taxonomy places the organism in Eukaryota, Metazoa, Nematoda, Chromadorea, Rhabditida, Rhabditidae. The record is from the annotation of a GenBank genome assembly.
AUGCUGAGAAAUCUUGGCAUACGUGUCACAAGACCAGCGUUCUUCAUGGAUAUGAAGGAAGAAUUUUGCAAUGAAAACAAUCAUAAUUUCGAAAAGUCGCUGCUAAUUCAGCCGCCGUUUAUGAAAGACGAUUCGAAUUGUUCACUGCCAGACUCGAUCAACUACUCAAUGAAUGAUUUGGGGUUCAACACUCAGAAUGAUGAGAUAUCGCAACGAUAUGACGCCAUUGCAAAGAAUAGUCAUUUGACUAUUCCUAUUUCGUUGGCGGUGGACGGGUUUCGACCAGUUAACCAUAAUAGAAACGAAAUAACACCAAUAUACGUUCGUUUAGAAGGAGUUGGAAGAAAAUCAAAAGAAAAGGUCGAUUCUGUUAUUCUUGCAGCCUUAAUAACAGGACCAAACAGCUUAAAUCACACGAAUUGUGAUAUUAUCAUGAGCAGGCUAAUAAAUGAACUUGAUGAGAUUCGAUUUGAACCCAUUCGUAUUGACAAUAAUAAUGAAAUCUACUACAUCGAUUUUCAACCAGCUAAAAUGUAUUGCGAUUUGAAAGCUGCUCGUUUGAUGUAUACACUUCCGAAUUGGCAGAAGCUCGAAGGAUGUGCAUUAUGCACAAUUACAGACAUCAAGGAUUCUCUUCAAUAUAUUGUCGCUGUUACCCGUUUACACCGUCGACACCCGCAUUUUCUUUUCUGCAUUUAUCAAUUACGUCGAACUCUGUUUGGAUGCCAAAACGGAGAUUGA